AUGGAAGUGCUGCGUAUGUCAUCAUUAUCCGCUGAUGGUCAGGUAUUUUUCGAGUGGCCUGAUCGGGUAAAUGGCCCGGUAAUCCGAGCUGGAACAUUGUCGGAUCUCGGCCGUGUGCACUUCGUACCAAGCGCCAAUUGUACCGAUGAUUGCUACGUUGGUAAAAAUUACAUAAAUGCAACGGUGGUCAUCGAAACAGACAAGGUAUUUGUAGUUGUAAUUAUUUUUUUUAGAUAUGCUGACGCAUUUGUGCUUCACCCCUCUCAUACCUCCUAAAU
Molecule: messenger RNA, 278 nt
Organism: Gongylonema pulchrum
Lineage: Eukaryota; Metazoa; Nematoda; Chromadorea; Rhabditida; Gongylonematidae
Source: the annotation of a GenBank genome assembly